Messenger RNA from Haliotis rubra (blacklip abalone), 1832 nucleotides. RefSeq lists its product as uncharacterized. The record is from RefSeq and is a predicted model, not a curated record. Gene Ontology annotation, molecular function: signaling receptor activity; nucleic acid binding. Bases 1 to 1788 code for a protein of 595 amino acids. Gene Ontology annotation, biological process: DNA integration. The transcript is spliced from 5 exons. NCBI's taxonomy places the organism in Eukaryota, Metazoa, Mollusca, Gastropoda, Lepetellida, Haliotidae.
AUGGAUAUGAAAGACUUUCUGGAUUAUACACCUACCUGGUUUCAAGGACCUUCCUUUUUAUCGAAACCUGAAACAGAGUGGCCAGACGUUGAAGUUGAAGAACUACCAGAAGAUGACCCUGAAAUAAAAACUGUGAACACAACUUUAUUGCAAAACCCUGUGGAAAGUCCUCUGAGCAAGCUCAUCAGCUAUUGCUCUUCAUGGAUAAAGUUGAAAAAGUUUGUUGGAUACUACCUUCUCUUCUUCAGUUAUCUGAAAGUGAAAACAAGUCAAAAGAAGUUGACUGAGACAGAGGUUAUUCGUGAAACAAAGCUUGAUGUACAGAUUUUACAGAAAUCUGAAAAGGUGAUACUUACCCAAGUUCAACAUUCUUGCUUUCAAGAAUUGUUUGAUGCCCUGGAAAACCAACGUCCAACAUGUGUAAGCAAACCCAUUAGGAAGCUUGAUCCGAUCAUUGUUGACGGUUUGAUCCGUGUUGGCGGAAGACUAAGUCGGUCAAGUCUGGACUUUGAAGCAAAGUACCCUGUACUCCUACCUAAAGAGUCUCGUGUCACUGACCUCAUCGUGCGGGAUGCUCAUGAAGCUGUUGGUCAUUUAGGAAAGGCUGCUAUGACAACAAAUCUGAGACAGAAGUACUGGAUCUUAGGACUUGGUUACCUUAUCAAGAACAUUACUUCAAAGUGUGUUAUCUGCAGAUCGUACAUGGCACAGCAAAGGGAUCAAAAGAUGGCUGACCUGCCAUUGGACAGAGUAUCUUGUGAUGAAGCACCAUUCAUGAGAGUCGGAGUGGACUUCUUUGGUCCAUUUGCAGCUAAACGAGGACGUAGCAAUGUCAAACGUUAUGGAGUGGUUUUUACCUGUUUGGCAUCAAGAGCCAUUCAUCUUGAAGUUGCAUCUCAGCUCGACACAUCAUCAUGCAUCAAUGCAAUUCGUCGGUUUAUUGCAAGACGUGGGUGUCCCAAAAAGAUCUGGUCUGACAAUGGUACCAACUUUAUCGGAAGCAAACGAGAACUUAAUGAAGCGGUAGAGUCUUGGAAUCUUCAUCAAAUACAACAGGAGAUGCUACAGAAGGGCAUAAUGUGGGAGUUUAAUCCGCCCAUGGGUUCUCACUUCGGAGGAGCUUGGGAAAGAAUGAUAAGAACUGUCAGGAAGAUCAUGUACUCCCUGCUUCGUUCACAAGUUAUUAAGUUGGAUGAUGAAGGAAUUCAUACACUCUUCUGUGAAAUUGAAUCUAUUGUGAACAACAGACCAAUCACAACAGUUUCAAGUGACAUCAAUGACUUGUCUCCUCUGACGCCCAACCACAUUCUCCUACUUCGUAGUGGAGAAAAACUGCCUCCAGGACUGUACUCGGAGAGCAACUGUUGUCCAAAUGCAUGGAUCCGAUAUGGUAAUUCUUGUUACAUGUUUAUUGGCACCAAGGAGACAUGGAUGGAGGCAUCUCAACAAUGUGUCGUGCGUGGAGCUCAUCUUGCAACUAUUGAGACGGCCGACGAAAACGCUUUCAUAACUGGUUAUCUGAAGGUGUUUGGCGAUAUUGGUGCUUACAUGGUUACCUGGGUAGGUGGCAACGACAUGGAGAUAGAGGGGAUAUGGAAGUGGUCCGCGAGUGGGGAACGUGUGACAUACACCGACUGGGAACCCAAGGAGCCAGAAGGCUGCGCAACCUGUGGGGACUGUAUGGUCAUAUGGCCCAACUACAACUAUAAAUGGGGAGAUUAUCCAUGCCACAAUCAAGCAAAUUUCAUCUGCGAAAAACAAAUAACAGACGGAAGCCUUGUUGGAUAAGCAAAAUAUAUCUAAAAUAAAUAAAAGCAAAUAUUCCAAAAGUG